Penicillium odoratum is the source of this 2463-nucleotide messenger RNA. RefSeq names its product tRNA ligase. The coding region runs from base 1 to 2463 and encodes 820 amino acids. Gene Ontology annotation, biological process: tRNA splicing, via endonucleolytic cleavage and ligation. Gene Ontology annotation, molecular function: RNA ligase (ATP) activity; GTP-dependent polyribonucleotide 5'-hydroxyl-kinase activity; phosphoric diester hydrolase activity. The transcript has a single exon. The record is from RefSeq and is a predicted model, not a curated record. NCBI's taxonomy places the organism in Eukaryota, Fungi, Ascomycota, Eurotiomycetes, Eurotiales, Aspergillaceae. Gene Ontology annotation, cellular component: nuclear inner membrane.
AUGGCACUUCAGGACCCUCAUGUCAUAGCGCAGUUCGUGAAAAGCUUACGGGAUGCCGAACGGAUGACACCAGCGGAAAAGAAGCGGACUUUCACUUGUAAAAAGUCAACCUUCUUGGUCAAUGGGACCAAGGAUAAGACGGUCGACUCUUGGAAGUUCAUGGAUUGGGACUACCACCGAUCUGAUCUCCCUACCUACGCUCGCGGUCUCUUCACCUCCCAACGUAAGGAUGGCACCCCUGAAAUUGCCGUACGUGGAUACGACAAGUUUCACAACAUCGACGAGACCAACAACACGCGCUGGAGGAACAUUGAGAACAAUACACGAGGUCCUUAUGAGCUGAGUGUGAAGGAGAAUGGCUGCAUUAUCUUCAUCUCUGGACUGGAGGAUGACACAUUACUUGUGUGCAGCAAGCAUUCUACUGGAUACCGUCCCGGCCCUGGAGCUGGCCAUUCUAUGGUUGGCGAGCAAUGGGUGGAGCGACACGUCGCCACUGUGAAUAAAUCGAGCAAGGAUCUUGCGCGGGAACUACGCGAAAACAACCUCACGGCGGUAGGAGAGCUGUGUGAUGACUCAUUCGAAGAACAUGUUCUGGCAUAUGACGAGGCCGCUGCUGGUAUCUACCUUCAUGGACUCAAUUACAACCUCCCCGAAUUUACAACAAAACCCAGCGAGGCGGUACAUGAAUUCGCCGACCGAUGGGGGUUUAAGAAGGCAAAGUUCGUGAAAUAUGAUGAACUUGACGAUGUGAAGAAAUUCUUGGAAGACUCUGCCGAGACCGGAACAUGGGAUGGCCGUGAGACCGAAGGCUUUGUGGUUCGCUGCAAGAUGAACGACAAUGGUAAAGGUCCAUACCGGGAUUGGUUCUUCAAAUACAAGUUUGAAGAACCCUAUCUCAUGUACCGCCAGUGGCGUGAAUGCACCAAGGCUGUCAUCUCAGGGAAACUUCCCAAGAUCAAAAAGCACGUGAAAAUCACUGAGGAAUAUCUUCAAUUUGCCCACAGAGAACUGAUCAAGAACCCCAAAUUGGCAGAACUCUACAACCACAACCACGGAAUCAUUGCAUUGCGAGAACAGUUCUUGAAUGAGCGAGGUCUGAAAGGCCACGAUAUCAUCGCCCUAGAAAGCGAGAUGACCAGCAAGGCCGAGGACAUCGACCAUGAUGUUGUCAUCGUUCCCGUUGCCUCUCUGGGAUGUGGAAAGACCACUGUAGCAUUGGCUCUCGUUCACCUCUUCGGAUGGGGCCACCUCCAAAAUGACGACAUUCCCAAGCAGAAGAACAAGCCCAAGAAGUUUGCAUUCGAAAUUACGAAAGAAAUGGCAACCGCACCAGUGGUCAUCGCGGACCGCAAUAACCACCAAAGGCGCGAACGGAAGCAGCUGAUAGAGGAUAUCGCUCCCGUUAUUCCCACAGCUCAAUUUGUCGCUCUUCAUUGGGUCCAUGAACCGAAGAAUGAAAUGCUACCAGCCAUCAAGGAAGUCACCCGGAAGAGGGUGUUGGAUCGUGGCGACAACCACCAGAGUAUUCGGGCCGGGACAAAGGCACGAGAUGAAACGAUUGGGAUCAUGGACGGAUUCUUGCACCGCUUCGAGGGUAUUGACACCAGACGGGAUCCGGACAUGAGUUUCCAUCAUGUGAUUGACUUGAAUGUGUGUGCCUCUUCGAGAGAGAACCUUGAGACGGUCGUGACUGCCCUACACGCUACAUACCCCAAGAUUGUGCCCAACGUACCUUCCGCCAAAGAUAUGGAUACUGCCAUAGAUGCCGCCUUGAAUGAAUACCGAGUCAAGCAUGAUUUGAGCGGGUCAUACGGGCCGAACAAGAAAGACAAAAAGGACAAGGCUCCUCCCUCUUGCAACCUGGCUCCCGCUGACAUGGCUCGGAAAAUCGACUUUUUCCAAAUCGCCCUUACCGCCAAAGACGUGUUCUCCGUCCUCCAUUCUCUCUUCACCCCCGACACACCUGCGGAUGCCUCCCGAUUGUACCACCAACUUGUGAAUCAGCGACGCAUUCAGCCUACCUCCCAUGUGACUCUUAUUCAUCGUGCCUCGAGCAAGGAUCGCUCGGAUAUUUGGUCUUAUUACUCUAAUAAGUACGUCGAUAUUUUGACUGCCAAUCCUGUUCCGGACGCAUUCGAGAAACCGCCAGCUCUUGGCUCCGCACGUGUUCGCCUGGAGCGUCUUGUCUGGGAUGAUCGGGUGAUGGCUAUUGUUGUGCGCAUUCUGCCCGCGGAUGAGCACAGCCCCGAAGAGGAGACUGGUCUGCCAUGUGCCAAUUCCAUUCCUCACAUUACCAUCGGCACAGCCUCGCCUGAUAUCAAGCCCAAGGAAAGCAAUGACCUGCUUCAGCGUUGGCUAGAGUUUGGCUCGGGCGGCGGGACUGGGAUCUAUGAGAUCGAGAUCACGGGAGUCAAGGUUGUGGAUGGAACUGUUCAGCCGGCCAUGAUGCGUGGCUUUAAGUAA